AUGAAAAUACUCGUAAUCGGUGAUAUAUUUGGCAAAACUGGUCGCCAAGUUAUUAAAAAUUACCUACCCCCUUUAAAAGAAAGAUAUCAAAUUGACCUAACUAUUGCUAAUGUAGAGAAUGCUACUCAUGGUAAAGGAAUAUCCGCUAAGCAUUAUCGGGAAUUAAAAGGCACGGGCGUUGAAAUAAUGACAUCAGGUAAUCAUAUUUUUGCUUGUGAAGAAACCCAAAAACUUAUUAGAGAAGUAUCAGAUUUAUUAAGACCCCUCAAUGCUAAUCCUUAUCAUCCUGGUUCGGGAACUAUUUUAAUAAAUGUCAAAAAUAAAAGAGUUCGUAUUACCAAUCUAAUCGGAACUGCUUUUAUGCCAACUGCCGCUGAAAACCCUUAUUUGGUUUUGGAAAAAUUAUUAGAAUUAAAAGACAGUGAUAUUCAUUUAGUAGAUUUUCAUGCCGAAGCCACCGCCGAAAAAAUUGCUUUGGCUUGGCAUUACGACGGAAAAAUUAGUGCUCUGUGGGGAACUCAUACUCAUGUCCAAACCGCCGACGAACGGAUUUUACCCCACGGAACAGCCUUUAUUACUGAUUUAGGCAUGACGGGACCUUAUGGGGGGGUUAUUGGGGCUAAACCCGAAGUAAUUAUCCAACGAGCCAAGUAUGGCUUACCAGCGAAAAUGGCUCCCUAUGAGGACAAAGGGCAAUUUAACGGAGUUAUUUACGAGUUUGACGAUAUUACGAAUAAAGUAAAUAAGAAAGAGAAACAAGCCCCGCUAAUUCCUAAUCCGCCUUCUCCGGAGAAGAAUGACGCUUGUCCUUAUAAUGAAAGUAGUCUAGCUAUUUAUUCAAAAAGUGAAGGCAAUAUGAGAGCUCGCGAAGAGGAAUUAAAAAAAUGA
This is a messenger RNA of Ambispora gerdemannii, 888 nucleotides long. Lineage: Eukaryota; Fungi; Glomeromycota; Glomeromycetes; Archaeosporales; Ambisporaceae. The record is from the annotation of a GenBank genome assembly.